AUGUCAGCCAUCGCAACAAAGAGCCUGAGUCCCACCUAUGCCGUAGUCGCCUGGCCAAGUGCAGAUCUCACACUGUCACUUGAAUAUUAUACCUACAUAGGGCAGGCCGCUCGAAUAUUCUAUCACUGGAUCAUGCCGCUAUUGCGAUUUUACAUUGCGCUGUGGCUCGCCGACACCUGGGUGUUCUUCGUUCAUCGAGCAGAACACAGCAAUCGCUGGCUGUACAAAACGUUUCACGCCCGUCACCACGAACUGUUCAUACCGUACAGCUGGGGUGGUAUCUACGAUCAUCCCAUCGAAAGUCUCUUCCUCAGCGUCGGGGCUUUCGCGAUCGCCAUUGGAGGCACUGGAAUGUCGCUCAGAGAGAGCAUGAUAUUCUCCGCCUUUUCUUCUGCAAAGGCUUGUACCGAUCAUAGCGGUUAUGCCAUCCCUUGGAACCCCAUCGACUUCUUCACAACCAUAGGGGCUCAGUAUCAUGACAAGCAUCACCAGCGGUGGGGCAUCAAGAAUAACUUUGCACUGCAUUUCCAAUUCUGGGAUCGGCUUAUGGGAACUGACAUGCGAGACGAUGAGGCCGUUGAGAUAUUGUACAUUCGCAACAAAGAGUCAGCAAAGGCUGCCAUGUUAAAGCGACAGACUUAG
Cercospora beticola is the source of this 642-nucleotide messenger RNA. Its product is annotated as sterol desaturase family protein. Gene Ontology annotation, molecular function: sphingolipid delta-4 desaturase activity; iron ion binding. NCBI's taxonomy places the organism in Eukaryota, Fungi, Ascomycota, Dothideomycetes, Mycosphaerellales, Mycosphaerellaceae. Gene Ontology annotation, cellular component: endoplasmic reticulum membrane. The record is from RefSeq and is a predicted model, not a curated record. Gene Ontology annotation, biological process: sphingolipid biosynthetic process.